AUGGAAGGCUUAGGCAAAACAACCCUUGUAAAACAAGUCUAUGAUGCUGCAAUGGUGAAGAAUCAUUUUAACAGCCAUGCUUGGCUCACUGUUUCUGAGUCAAUCAGGGUUGAGGAUCUCCUGAAGGACAUGAUUCAACAACUCUUCAGUGAAAUCAUGCAACUAGUCCCUUUUGGAGUUGAAAUUAUGAGCAUCAAUAAGCUGAAAUGCCUGGAUAAAGAUUUUCUACAACAAAGGAGAUAUGUGGUAGUUUUUGAUGACAUACUAUGCAAUAGACUAAUUCGACUUUGGACAGCAGAAGGAUUUGUGAAUGCUACUAACGAAAAGACAAUAGAAGAAGUUGUAGAGAGUUGCCUCAAUGAGCUAUUCAAUAGGAGCCUGGUUCAAGUGGCACGGAGAGGUUUCAGUGGAAAGCCUUAUAGUUUCCAUAUUCACAACCUGAUGUGUGAAAUUAUACUUUUAAAGGCGAUAGAGAAAAACAUUGUGCAAGGGCUCAAGGUGGCCAGAAAAAGUUCACUGCCUAUUGAUCGAAAGCACAUCGGAAAAUAUAGAAUAUAG
Molecule: messenger RNA, 558 nt
Organism: Camellia sinensis
Lineage: Eukaryota; Viridiplantae; Streptophyta; Magnoliopsida; Ericales; Theaceae
Source: RefSeq, a predicted model, not a curated record